UAAGUAUAGUUAGUCAUGAAUACACUGAAAUGUUAGACGAUUGCAAUGAAUUAUUCAAAGUUUUUGUCUUCCAACAUUUUAGUGUUUUGAAUGUUUGUUAAUUUAAGUUAUUUUGUCUUGUGUAAUAGGUUUUUACAAUGGUGUAUAAACGGAAGAGGGGUGCUGUUGCAGAGAAAAAGGAUGCAACUGAGAUAAAAAAGAAGGAUUCGAAGGAAGCUUGUUAGUGAGUUAUUUGUGGCAGUUAUUUUAGUGCUAAUAUUUUCUGGUUUUGAAAAUAAAAUUUGUAAUUCCAUUCUUUUAUUUAAUUGAUGCAGCCAAGCCAAUUUCUAUGCUUAUGCUGAUGCACAUAAAGAUAAAUCAAAAGCAUAUGUCCUUGGUAGUUUUAAGGAGAAAUUUAAGCUGCUUAGCGAGGAAGAGAUUGAGAAGUGGGCUUCAUAUAAAUUCGAGGCUUCCCCCUCGAAGGUUGGUGUUAGAGGGAAAGGGAAGAAGUUAAAGGAGACAUUAUCUGCUGAGUCAGGGAUUGAGAACAAUGAAGGGGUAGGGGAUGUUUAAGUUUCUGGCCGAUGCUCCUUCGAACGUUUGGGUAGAAUAGUCCCACUUCUCAACGACGCUCAAAAAGAAAUGGUCAGAAUUGCCAGUUUCUCUACAUUCUUAAGGGAGGAUGCCCCAUACAUCAAUGCUAAGAUAGUUAGUUGGCUCAUCGAUCACGUGGAUCCAACCACUUCUUGGCUGGAGAUAUUUGGAAGAACAAUCCAACUAUCGUCGAAGCUGUUUGAGGAUGUCAUGAGAAUCAGGGAUGGGGGAGAACCCGUGGCAACCGAAAGUGACCGUGACCUCGUUGAGUUUGACCUAAUUUUAAAGGCCAAGGACUAUAGGUUUUCCCUGACUUUGCUGGAGAAUGAGCUGAAGGAAAGCAGCGAGAGCGAUUACCUGUUUCUCAUUAAGUUUCUACUUGUUUGUAUUGGAACUGUGUUGCUGCCCAAGAAUGGUACCGAGGUUAGCACUAGCUACAUGCACUAUUGAUACAAGGUCAAUUAAGAAGAAGAAUUGGGCGACUGCUGGGUUUCGAUAUCUUAUGAGCUCUCUACAGCGGUACAAGACUAAGAACACGAAAAAUGUCUCGGGUUGCACCAUAUUCUUACAGGUAAGUUUUCAAAUUAUUGUGAUGGUAGUAAUUUUAUUCUCUCGUGUACUGCGGUGCUAAUAGAUGUAUGUAUUUUUGUUUGGUGGCAGAUGGUAUAUUUGACGCGUGUUGACUGGACUGCUAGUCACGUGGACCGCACUGUGGCUCCAAUUGACUUUUGGACCACAAAACAGUGCAAAUCAGUGUACAAGUGAAUUCGAGACCACGGUGGUCACACAAGUGGAAAGGUACAUUUAGUACUUCAAUUUUUUGAUGCGUUAGAAUUUUAUUUGGGAGAUAUGCUAACUAGUUUUUUUGGUGUACAAAGCAUGUGAAAUUGACUAACACAUAUGUGUUACUACCAAGUUUUGAAUCCGCUGCAGUUGGGCAACCCACAAAUGACGCAAUAUACAAAGCUGUGUGUGAGUUGAAAGAUGAGGUCUUCCGCCUUGAUUUGAAGGUGAACAGCACAAAAGAGCUGUUCCUGAAGGUAGUCUCAACUUACCUUGGGAAUGGUACUAUGAAUGAAGUGUUGGAGAUACCUGAGACGAGCAAAGUUCAGCGCUCGCUUUCUUUCAAUGGGGAGACCGAGAAGAAGGAUGAUGUGGGUGUGGAGCAAAAGGAUGGUGAAGGGACAAAGGAUAAAUCGGAAGAGGAUGUUGAUGAUGUACAAAGUGUCCCUUCACUUAAUCUAUCAGAAGACAAGGUCGUUGUUCCAAUUGAGAAGGUUGUUUCUGAUGAGUCGUUUGAGGAUAUGAACUUUUGGGGAGAAGAACUCCCAGCUAUUGUAAAAGAGGAAGUUGAGCAGACCGUGAAGGAUGAUUUUGAUGAUGAUGCGUUCGAAAGAUUCAAAGAAUCUGGAGGAAAGGUGAUUGGGCCGUUCACUUUGAAGAAGGGUUACUCAAAUCAUCCGUACGAGUUCUUCCGUUACAUUUUCUCUAGCGCCAAUGUUCCGAGUGAAGUGUUAGCCCAUUUUGGGAAGGUUGAGGUCAAGCGGAGGAAUUUCAAAUGCAUGAAACCGGAGUCCGAUAUAUCAAACAGUGUCAUUGAUUGCUUUGCUCAAAUCAUGAAUUUUCGAGAGAAGAAGCGCAACGGCAUUGGAACAAAGAGAACUUGGUUUAUGCCCAUAAGACUUUCUGUACGAAAUUUGAUAUUUAAAAAUGGACAUGAAUAUAUUGUAUUUGUGCUUUAAACUUUGUUAAA
Cannabis sativa is the source of this 2326-nucleotide messenger RNA. RefSeq lists its product as uncharacterized. The record is from RefSeq and is a predicted model, not a curated record. The transcript has 4 exons. Bases 1644 to 2315 code for a protein of 223 amino acids. Lineage: Eukaryota; Viridiplantae; Streptophyta; Magnoliopsida; Rosales; Cannabaceae.